AUGAGAACUUAACUUAUCUUAUUCGCUGCCCUCUCUUUGCUCCUUAUUGGUUCAACUGUUUAUGUUUACUAAAGAGAAUAAGCUAAACAAGCUGAAAAUGAACUUGAAAAUUACGCUGUUUCUUGUGGUAAGUGUGGGUGGAAUGCUGUUAAGGUCUUUACUGCAUGUCCAGCUGCCGUUGCUGAAGACGGUUUGAAUCCUUGGGUUGAUUAUUCCUGUGUUUCCAACUUUAUGAAUGGAGGUCCUAACUGCAAGAGCUGCAUCUGUGAAUUAUGUGAUGCUUUCGGUAAAAGAGUCAAAGGUUGCUGA
Molecule: messenger RNA, 309 nt
Organism: Tetrahymena thermophila SB210
Lineage: Eukaryota; Ciliophora; Oligohymenophorea; Hymenostomatida; Tetrahymenidae
Product: transmembrane protein, putative
Exons: 1
Source: RefSeq, a predicted model, not a curated record